GAGCUGUGCCCCAUCCCAUCUCACAUACCACUACUCAUUUUGCCUGACACGCUUCACAACAGUUCACUUCCUUGGGUUCUCGUACCACCAACCUCUCUCGCCAAGAUGUCUACGGUGACCCGCGCAUACCUCGACCAGAGGCUCGCCGUCGCCAAGCGCUGCUCCAGAGAGGCCGCGGCUGUCGCCACCGUUGCAGCAGCAGUCCCCACCCUGGCGAGCGUGAGGAUGCUGCCGUGGGCCAAGGCACACAUCAACCCAACUGGGCAGGCGCUCAUCAUCUCCACCGUCGCCGGGAUGGCCUACUUCAUCGUUGCCGACAAGACCAUCCUCUCCAUGGCCAGGAGGCACUCCUUCGAGGAAGCGCCGGAGCACCUCAAGAACACCUCCUUCCACUAAUUAGGCUGUAAUAGAUCCAUAUUAGUAGUGCGCAAUAAGCCGUAUGCGCCGGCUCUAUCGUACGUAUCCGCUGAAAGAUAGUAUAAUGUUCAGCACUUACCCGAGAUCAGGCGAGGCUUGCAGACAGUGAGUGGUGUGGUGCACCUGCUCUUCUCUGCGUGCAAUUAGCACUUAUCUGAUGAACAGUGGCGGAGCUUGGGCAAGAAUCAUGGGGGGGCCACUGGCUGGGGGGGGCAAACAAAUUCACUAUAGGUUGAUUUUUGGUGCAAAAAUAGGCCUAAAACUAAGAUAUAUACAUGUAUUUUCUUGUGAGCUGGGGGCCACCACCCAGAUUGGCCCCAUGAAGCUCCGCCACUGCUGAUGAAGUAAUCAUGCAUGUAUCCAGCCAGUAAUCUUGAACUAAUUAUAACUUGCGUUUGUCCAACUUAGG
Messenger RNA from Triticum aestivum (bread wheat), 826 nucleotides. Its product is annotated as early nodulin-93. The record is from RefSeq and is a predicted model, not a curated record. The transcript has 3 exons. Lineage: Eukaryota; Viridiplantae; Streptophyta; Magnoliopsida; Poales; Poaceae. The coding region runs from base 106 to 396 and encodes 96 amino acids.